CUAUAUGCCAUGGUUAACAGACGUAUAAGCGAAGAUAUCAAACAAUGUGCCCUUCGACUGUGGAAUCACGGCUGGGAUGUGCAGGAUAUCUGUGAGGCACUCGGUAUUUCUCAGAGCAGUUGUUAUCGCUGGCGGAGGAUCUUUGAGGAACUAGGCACUGUCAAAAAACCCCCUUCACCACUCAUUGGUCGCACUCGAAUCAUCACACGAGCUCUCCUGACAGCUGUCGAAGACCUCUUUGCUGAGGACUCUGAUCUCUUCCUUGACGAAGUUUGCACAUGGCUUGCCGGCCAGCACAACAUUAUCAUCGGCACUUCUAUGUUAUGCCACAAUCUCAAACAAGCUGGUCUCACU
Suillus paluster is the source of this 354-nucleotide messenger RNA. RefSeq names its product Homeodomain-like protein. The record is from RefSeq and is a predicted model, not a curated record. NCBI's taxonomy places the organism in Eukaryota, Fungi, Basidiomycota, Agaricomycetes, Boletales, Suillaceae. The annotation marks the transcript as partial. The transcript has a single exon.